GUAACGUAUGAGUCCCCCCACCUCGAGGGACUUUUGCCAUAAGUAUGAGGACAUCUACUUAUAGCCGCAAGAGGACCUCUCCCUCUCCCCUCGACAUCAGAAUAUGGGUGUUCCUACCAACGCAAAUCUCGCUGGCCCUCGUGGACCGUUGAAGCGCACACAGCCUUGUCCAGAUUUACCGGCCGAUAAGCUCCACCAUCCCAGCCCCCCAUCAUAUAACCGCACUCUUCGCUAUUACAAGGAACAAAGGAACCUAUCUAACCGCCACAAGCAACGCAAAUUACUGUCACUAUCCUCUGAACCUACCGACCCACCACCACCACCCUCUCCUCGUCCACAACACGCGACGCUCUCACAGAAUCCACCACCUCCACCUAUGCCUCACGCACCUCGAACGUCAUCACCACUUUCUCCCACUUCGAAUCCAUACCAGAUCCAGAACUACAAUUACAAUAAUCGGCGGUCAACCAAAAAGGCCCAGCCAGACCUGCACAAACAGGCUAUCUUCACACGUAUGCGAUGCAAUCCUGAGGGUGCGAGGAUAUUGCAUAUGGGCCCGAGGUUAGCAUUGUCUAUCAUGGAAGCUACGAGGGAUCUAGAGCGAUUGGUUGGAGGCUAUGGGCCAGGGUUUGGUACAGCAGUUGAAAUCGAUCCCACGAAAGACAGCAGUUGUAGUGUCGAGUCUCCCAUGUCGACUACAGCUAUUCUCACUCAAAGUUGGGUCAUGAUUAGCGCGGACCUGCAGUCCCACUCCGAGUGGGAGAUGCUUACAUGUUAAGACUCGUGUAUUCUAUUUGCUUGCAUCUACUCGAUCGUUUGCAGCGGCAGGCAGCGAUAACCCCUCUCCCUCGAACGUUUGUUGUUUUUUUUUUUUUUCGUUUUUCACCCGCUAUCCCCGCCGAAGACGCUCGUGCGCACCAUCUCCCGUUCCCGCCUUUUUUUACGAAACAUCCCAUCCAUCCCACUCAUCUCAUCAUGCUCGUGCUCUCGCUAGCUGGCAUCAAACGAAGGCUGAAACAAAGCAUCAAUCCAUCACAUCAUCAUCCUCAAUACAUUCAUUCCUCUUACAUGUCAUUCAUUUGUAUAUCGUUCACUUUCAAACCCUGUCUAACUGGAAACAAGCUUUAUACUUAUUCGGAUCCCCCCCCUGAAACAUUCACAUUCAUCAUCAACAAACUUUGAUGCCUUCGCUCCCUUGCUUGCUGCUUAAUAUACACUGGUUCAAGGAUUCCCCUUGUUUUUUCCUCCUUUCCAUCUUGUCAUCAACGUUUCCCCCCUCAACACUGUACAGUUACUGCAUACACUAAACGGAAGAUUAGCUUACGAUUUACUCUAGUUUGUUUUUUUGUUUUUGUUUUUGUUUUUUUGAUUAUUGUCGCUGUACUGGAAUACAAAAGACAACAGUGUAAUAUCAUCACAUCAUACUCAUAAAUGAACGGAAUAU
This is a messenger RNA of Marasmius oreades (fairy-ring Marasmius), 1444 nucleotides long. RefSeq lists its product as uncharacterized. Lineage: Eukaryota; Fungi; Basidiomycota; Agaricomycetes; Agaricales; Marasmiaceae. The transcript has 2 exons. The coding region runs from base 104 to 778 and encodes 224 amino acids. The record is from RefSeq and is a predicted model, not a curated record.